UUCCCCUACAUGUUGGCACAGUCUUUGAUAGACACACGAGAGACAUAAGCUUAAGAAGACUUCAGGCUCCCACAUCUGUGUGGUGGAACAAAGCUAGAAUGAGCAAUACUUUGGAUACUGAUCGGAAGACUGUGGAUGUUCCUCCAAACCCAAACCACGGUACCCCAUUAGGAAAGACUGAAAAGCCUGGUACCCUGAAAUAUAUACUAGACAAGCUGCAGAAAUUCCUGAAGGGGAAUCUAAAAGCUCUGGGGGUGGCUCAGGUUAUGAUUGGUGUGAAAUGCAUCUUUUAUGGGAUAAUUGGAUUUUUUGCUUUUGAAUCUGAAAUGUACCAAACUCUUUUUUUCUCAGUUUACAUAGGCUUCCCAUUAUGGGGGGCUUUGUCUUUUAUCAUGUCUGGAUCUCUGACUGUUGUGUCUGCCAAGAAGCAAACAAAAUCACUGCUGAGGAAGAACACAGGUGCUAACACUCUUAGCACCUUGGUCUCAAUGUUUGGAAUCUGUAUUCUAUCAUACAAUUUAACAAAAAAUCUCCACUAUGAUUGUGAGAAGGAAACUCUCUGUUUGGGCAUCAAAUCAAUUGCAAUUGGACAUGUGAUUGUUCUAAUGAUCCUAACUUGUCUGCAGUUUUUAAUUUCACUUUCUCUCUCCAUGCUCACCUAUAAUGUGGAUGGCAGGCAUAUUCACUGGGCAAGAAGAAGCCAGGCAUUACCUUCAAUGCUGCGGAAAUCUCCUCAGUUGAUUAUCCAAGUUCACCAUUUAUUAGUUAUGCUUUCUGUAGAACUGUAAUCUAUCAAACCUCUGCCACUGCACCACUGGACCCUCUCUCCAGUUUCCGUUAAUGUGUUCCUCACUUCCUUCUGAGCCACGUGGACAGUAUUCUCAGUGUCUUUAUUUCCAUUAACAAACUAUAUGAGGCAUUUGAGGCUUUCUCUAUCCUGCUCCUCAAAAUUUUGCUCCUCAAAACUCUCCUCAAACUUCUUUCAGCCCCCUGCCUAAUUCCAAAGCUACUCCCACAUUCUGGAUAUUUAUUUAUAUAUCCUACAUAUAGUUAUAGUAAUAUUACAUUAUUACCCCAUCUCCAGGACCAAAAUAUGUAAUAAUUUCUUGUUGUUGCCUGACAAAUUACCUCAAGCAUAUCAACUUAAAACAAUACCUACCACCUACUUAUUACCUCACAGCUCUGUAGGUCAGAAGUCCCAGUGGACCUGACUGGAUUCUCUACUCAGAAUCUCAUAAGGCUGAAGUCCAUGUACUGAGUCCCCCGGACUCCUGGCAAGUCUGGGAUGGUCUGCAAGUUCUCUGUUGUUGUUGGCAGAAUCCAGUUGCUUGUGUUAUGGAGCUGGGAUUGUUGGCCAGGAGUCACUCGCGCUCAGCUCCUAGAAGCUGCUCUCCAUCUGUUCAAGUGGUUCCCUGCAUUUCAGCAACAGAGAGCUUCCUCUUAGUCAAGUGGUUCUCAUGCUUUGAAUCUCUCUGACUUCCUUUUCUACCAUCUAGAGAACACUCUGCCUUGAAAAGACUCCUAUACUUAUAUUAGGUUCAUCUAGACAAUGAUUUGUUUUGUUUUGUUUGCCAUAUGAUAUAACAUAAUCACAGAAAUCACCAUAAUAUUCUGCCCACCACAGAAUACUUGUGCGGCACCCGACGAGAAAAGACACAGAGAAGGGGAAGACAUAUUUGUUCUUGUAAAGUCAUGGAUCUGCAGGGAAAUGUGUAUCUGCUCGCAAAUUAUGCUGGC
Messenger RNA from Suricata suricatta (meerkat), 1737 nucleotides. RefSeq names its product membrane-spanning 4-domains subfamily A member 3-like. Gene Ontology annotation, cellular component: plasma membrane. Bases 99 to 788 code for a protein of 229 amino acids. NCBI's taxonomy places the organism in Eukaryota, Metazoa, Chordata, Mammalia, Carnivora, Herpestidae. The transcript has 7 exons. The record is from RefSeq and is a predicted model, not a curated record. Gene Ontology annotation, biological process: cell surface receptor signaling pathway.